AUGGCAUCUCAAGUACAUCGGCUUCCCUCCCAACCAUUAUCACAAUUAUUGAAUGAUUCACCUUCAAUUAAACCUUUGAGUACUGGGAUUCAAGCAUUUGAUGAAAUGUUAGAAGGUGGAUUAUAUCCUGGACAAAUAUUUGAAAUUUGUGGGAUUCAAGGAUCAGGAAAAUCAAGUUUAUCAUCACAAUUUGUUAAAAAUUCAUUAAUUGAAGAGAAACAUGUGCUUUGGAUUAGUUCAUUACAAUGUAUACCUAUUGAUACAAUUAAAAAUUAUCUUGGUAUCGAUAAUGAAAACCUAUUAUCAAAUUUAAAUCAUAUACGGCUUGAUUCAAUAAGUGCAUUAUUUAUAUUCAUACAAUCAUUAAAUCUGAAACCCAAUAAAUAUGGAUUAAUAAUUAUUGAUGAUUUUGCAAGUUUAAUAUCAAGAUGUUUUAAUCAAUUUGAAAAUUUAAAUGGUAAGAAUCAAUUACAAGAACAAAAGAAAAACAAAGCAAUUCAAAACAUUUUCAAAUUAUUAUCAACUUAUUGUGCUAUAAAUAAUUGUAUAUGUACAAUAUUUAAUUCUUCUACAACUUUAAAUAUGUCAUUUGUUGAAACUAAAGAAGAUCCAAUAUCUAAUACUCAACAACAACAUCAAGAGAUGAGAAGUUCACAAAGUUUCAUAGGUCCAUUAACACCAAAACCUAAACCAAAAAGAUUAUAUCAACAAAUUUUAGUAUCGCCUUUAGGUGAUCAUCCAAUUUGGUCAUCAUAUUUCAAAUCAAGAUUAAUGUUAUAUAGAGAUUGGGUUACUUCAUCAUCAUCAUUAAAUUCUACUGCAAUUUUUGUUCAUUUUAAACAAAAUAGAUUACAAAGAAGUUCAAACUUAAUCCCUAAAGUUAUAAAAUUUCAAGAAACUUUAAAUGGUAUUAUUGAAGUUGGUAAAAAUGAUCCAAUUUCUUCAAAUGUUUCAAAUUCAUUUACAUUAGAUGAAGGUGAUUUUGGCACGGAUGAUGAAGAAGAUGAAGAAGAGGAGGAAGUCGAUGAGCUAAGAACUACAUAUAUGGAUAAAAAUCCAAUUGUUCUGUUGGAAUCAUCACCUUCAACCCGUCAUAAUGAUAUUAGUACAGCUAAAAAUAUUUUACCUGAUGAUCUGAUAAAUAAUAAGGGAAUUAAUAGUUCAAAUCAGAUAGAUGAUAGAGUUAUAGUGAAUCCAAUGACAACAAAUGAACUGUACAGUGAUGGAAGUGAUAAGGGUGAAGAUGCCGAUGAAACUAUUGAACCAGAAGAUAAUGAAAAUGAAGUCCCAGAACGUGUAAUGGAUACUUCUUCACAAAAAGAUGAUACAAUUACUGUACUGAAUGAAAAAGUGAAUGAAGAAAAUGGCGGGAAUGCAGUUAUUGAUGAUAAUGAUGAUAAUGGUCAAGAAGAAACAAAUGAUGAUGAUGAAAGCUUGACAAUAAGAACUAAUAAUAAUGACCCAAAUGAAGAUAACAUUUCAAACAAAGACAAUGUAAAUGUCAAUGAAGAAGAAGAAGAUGAUGACUCCAUUGAACAACUUGAAGAAGAAGUUUUCAAUAGAGAAUUAAAAGACAAUCAACCUUUAAAAUGUGAAAUAAACUCAUUCACUAUACCCAAUGAACCAUUACCAAUGUCUGAAGAUACAUCAAUAGAAUAUGAAGAAAUUGAAGAUGAAUUAGAAGAAUUAUAUCCUACACAACCUGAAUCAUUACCUAUAGCACAAUUAUCACAAAUUCCAUCACCAAAGGGCUAUAACAACAUGAGAAAGAGGAAAUUUGAUUUAAAUAAUUUAAGUAAUAAUGUUAAAAGAUUAAGAUUACCUUUACAAGAUUCAACAAAUUUAAAUUAUGAUGAUUCUUAUGAAAGUCAAUUAGGUUCAGAUGAGUAUAUACCAGCAAGUGCACCUUAUUUUUGA
Molecule: messenger RNA, 1917 nt
Organism: Hansenula ciferrii
Lineage: Eukaryota; Fungi; Ascomycota; Saccharomycetes; Phaffomycetales; Wickerhamomycetaceae
Gene: RAD55
Product: putative DNA-dependent ATPase RAD55
Exons: 1
Coding region: 1-1917 (638 amino acids)
Biological process (GO): reciprocal meiotic recombination; meiotic DNA recombinase assembly; DNA repair
Cellular component (GO): Rad51C-XRCC3 complex; Rad51B-Rad51C-Rad51D-XRCC2 complex; replication fork
Molecular function (GO): ATP binding; ATP-dependent DNA damage sensor activity; four-way junction DNA binding
Source: RefSeq, a predicted model, not a curated record